AUGUCAUCCAAACCAUACAUCACAUUUCAAGGCUCACAAAACUUUAGACUUCGAAUUAUACUAUCCACACUUUCAGGAAAAUCGAUCAAGAUUGAAAAAAUUCGUUCCACAGACUUGAACCCAGGUCUAAAGGACUACGAAGUCUCAUUCCUAAGACUAAUGGAAUCCGUCACAAAUGGGUCCGUCAUCGAAAUAUCAUACACAGGUACCACCAUCCUUUACAGACCGGGCAUCAUUUCUGGGGGCGCACAUACUCACAACUGUCCACCUUCCAAACCAGUAGGAUACUUUGUGGAACCAAUGUUAUACCUAGCACCUUUCUCCAAAAAGAAAUUCUCCAUCAUCUUCAAAGGUAUCACGGCGUCACAUUCAGACGCAGGUAUCGAGGCUAUAAAAUGGGGGUUGUUGCCCAUCUUGGAGAAAUUCGGCUGUAGAGAAUGUGCAUUACAUACUUUAAAGAGAGGUUCUCCACCUAAUGGGGGUGGUGAAGUCCAUUUGGUUGUGGAUUCAUUGAUUGCACAACCUAUCACCAUGCAUGAAUUGGAAAGACCCACCAUUGCUACGGUGAGAGGUGUCGCCUAUUCUACCAGAGUGAGUCCCUCUAUGGUUAAUAGAAUGAUCGACUCGGCAAAGAAAGUAUUGAAUAAAUUAAGUUGUCCCGUGGAAAUUACAGCUGACGUUUGGAGAGGAGAAAAUUCAGGGAAAAGUCCUGGGUGGGGGAUUACAUUGGUGGCUCAAUCAAAGAAGGGAUGGUGCUACUUUAGUGAGGCCAUUGGGGAUGCUGGAGACGUUCCUGAAGAUAUUGGCCAAUUGGUCGCAUAUCGCUUACUGGAAGAAAUAUCAAUGAGUGCAGCAGUGGGGAGAAAUCAAUUGGCCCUAGCAAUCGUAUACAUGGUCAUUGGGAAAGAAGAUAUUGGUAGAUUGAGAAUAACAAAGGACCAAAUUGAUGAAAAUUUUAUUUAUUUAUUAAGAGAUAUCAAGAAAGUAUUCGGCACUGAAGUAUUCCUAAAACCUGUUGAUGACCUGAAUAGUGAUGAUAUGAUAGCAACAAUCAAAGGUGUUGGUUUUACGAACACAAAUAAAAAAAUUGCAUAG
Molecule: messenger RNA, 1095 nt
Organism: Naumovozyma castellii
Lineage: Eukaryota; Fungi; Ascomycota; Saccharomycetes; Saccharomycetales; Saccharomycetaceae
Gene: RCL1
Product: rRNA-processing endoribonuclease
Exons: 1
Coding region: 1-1095 (364 amino acids)
Source: RefSeq, a predicted model, not a curated record